This is a messenger RNA of Paraglomus brasilianum, 3081 nucleotides long. The record is from the annotation of a GenBank genome assembly. Lineage: Eukaryota; Fungi; Glomeromycota; Glomeromycetes; Paraglomerales; Paraglomeraceae.
AUGUUCCCAUCCACUCUGCAUAAUCCCAACACAUUUCCUUCCGUCUUUCUUCUUGCCCUUCUUACUCUUCUCAGUUUCCCCAUCUCUUCUAACUCUCAAACCAGUAAUAUCGAUCCAGCUCCGGGACCACGGAGUGAUCACUGUGUAUUCGCCCACAAUGGCAGCUUUUACGUAUUUGGUGGUGUGGGCAAUGUAAAUAAGGGCAAUGAUAACCAUUCCUACUUUAGUUACAUCAAAGCGCCCUUCGAUGUAACAGAUCCCAAAUGGACUUCUCUGCCAGUAGCAAAGGCCACAAAAGUUAGUCGGCCAGCGUGCUCUGUUACAUCAGAUGGUAUCUUAUACGUGACUGGCGGUGAUCCAAGUGAUAAUAAGUAUGCCGGCAUUCAAUCGUUUAAUUUGGAAAAAGGUCAAUCGGGCACUUGGGACACACCACCAAAAACUAGGGGAUUAAAUACGAGUCAAUAUUUGUCGCAUCGACGUGGCCAUAAGUCCAUUGUCGUAAAAACGUCAUCGGGAGAAGUGUUGUUUAUCUUUGGAGGGUCUGAGUCGAACGAUGCGUUUAUUUUAAAUGUAACAACUUCAACUUGGAAAACUGUAGAUACAACAGGGCCUGACGCUCCACCAUCCAUGGGCGCAUUCGCCAUAACUUCCUCUAACGAUAAAAUCUAUAUCAUUGGUACUCCCACCGAAGAGUCUGGCAGAAACCUGUGGGCAUUCAAUAUUCCAGAGAGGAGAUGGUUUAAUCCGCAUAUUCCCGUAGAUAUUCCUAUGAAUGACGUUAAGUAUGAUGCAGGGAUAUAUAACAAUACAGUUUACUUGAUUUCGUCAUCGUCAAUGUGGAAAUGGAAUUUGGUUGAUAACCAUACUGAUACACAAGCCCGUACUGGUCUGCAGACUUAUGAUUACACUUUUGCACAGUUGCCUAACGGCGCUGUUUUUAUUACCUAUGGCGGGAAAACCGGCUCCAAAGCAACUGAUACCUUAGCCGCAUUCAACGUGACCCAAAAUAAUUGGGUUACUCAAGUCAAUAAACCCGAUCUUCCCCAUGAUCCUCCCCAAAAUCCUCCCAAUGAUCCUCCGAAUACCGGUAUCAACAACAACUACAACAAAGUUAUAUUAGUAUUAGAAUGUGGAAUACCGCCGUUAAUACUAUUGGCGGGCAUAGUUUCAGGCUUGUGUUUGUAUAAACGGAAAAAAAAUAAAAAAGAGGAGGAGGAAGAGCUGACAAUAGUGGAAACUUGGGGGGCCUUUUUUGGAAACAACACUGAAACUUUUCAGAAGGACAUUGAAACUGGUUUUCGGAAGAGUGCUGAAACUGAUUCUCAGAGAGACAGUGUACAGAUCUAUCGACCACUCAAUUUUGAAGCGUCUGGUUUUCGACGUGAACGUUGCUCAAUUCCGUCAGACACAACUUCAGUACCCGACUUUCAAACAUCCACAACUUCACAUCAUACGGUGAAACCGAACUUUACCCUCCCUACUCCAUCAUCAGUUGUAAACGAACUCUGCCCUCGAUAUAAAGAGACGGCUUUUCCAUCGGCUCCAGAGGGUACUAUUCUAUCUAACCGAUACAAACUCAAGGGAGAGCCAGCAUUCGAUGUCAGCAAAUCCGUUCGUUAUGCAAAGGAUGAGACUGUGAAUAAAGACGUGGCGGUAAAGUUUUUCUCAAACAAAGAUUCAUUUGAUUGCGAGGUUAAGAUGUUGAGAUCUCUUCGAUCGGACUUUGUUGGUGCGUUGCACGACGCAUUUGACAUUUCCAAUCCCACUUAUUGGAAACAUGCUAUGAUCAUGGACUAUUAUCCUAUGAGCUUGGAUGUCUUUAUCCUUAGCAGAACCGAUAGCUUGGAUGAAUUGUACGUGAAGAUGAUAGUGAGGUCAUUGGCACAAGCAAUACAGUAUGUUCAUAGUCACGGAAUAGUGCAUCUGGAUAUUCAUCCUGGAAACUUUGUACACGAGGUUGGAGACAUAAACAAGUGGAGAUUGAUUGAUUUUGAGUCGGCGAGGGAAGAUGGAAAAGAAGAUGUUGAUAUCAGUACAUUGGGAUAUGCUUCGCCCGAACUAAUCAAUGCAAGUGCAUGGGGUACUAGUAUUAAAGCAGAUACAUCGAUGGAUAUGUGGUCGUUGGGGUGUACGAUAUACGAGCUGUAUACUGGAAGUCCUCUGUUCUUAAAUGAUCAGGAGGCUACUAAUAGAUUAUUGGGCGCAUAUUAUACGAAGCACUUUGAAUUUCCUGUUAAAAAAGUAUCCGACGUUCAAGCACGCCACAUACUCGGGAAGUUGUUGGCCGUUAAUCCUAUGGAGAGGGCUUCAGUUAAGGAAAUUUUAAAAGGAGCAUAUUUGACUGGCGGUGCUGAUAGCGCUCAGAUACGCAAUAUGCAGUCAGAAUCCACCCAGAGGAUCAUUAACACCGUACACCAGAGUACGAACGUUCUUCUUUCCAACAUGCAAGAGGCCACUAAUAUGAUAUUGUCACAAUUCGAUGUGGUCGUGAAUAGUAUAUCUGAUACUAGAGAUGCGAGCGUCCCCCGCUUGUUCAUGUUAUUACCGGAGAAAGAGUCUUACAAAAUGUUUAAACCAUACGCUUGGGGAAAAAAUACAUUCAUAGUUCACAUUCUUUGUGAAGGUCUCAUUGCUGAUAAUAGCGAAGCCCAUUUCACUGACCAUCCUGGUUACAAGAUAUUACAUGCAAACCAGUUUCUUGCCAAGGCUGGCCCAUACCUCUCUAUCUUGGCCACUCUCAUAGGGGAGGCUAUCUGUUUGUUUACAGGAAUAAGAAAAAUCCCUUUUAAGACAGACAUCGACAGGAUAGUGUCCAAUCAAAGUAAAUACUUCAAUCAAUUAUGUGAAGCUAUUAACCAGGUAGAAACAGAUAAGUUUGUUGCAAGCAAUCUAGAAGCAGAACGUGAUCCAGUGGAGUGGAUGAAAUAUGCACAAGACGCUGCACUACGUGAAUUUAAAGCGUUCCUGGAAGUGAAUGAUCCUUCGGGCGAAUUCGGUGGAUUGUGUAGUAUUACCAUGCGUGAUGGACGAUGGAGAUGGGUUUGUGAUAGUUGCAAGGAAAAGGCAGAUCACGGACAUUAG